This is a messenger RNA of Parnassius apollo (apollo), 1722 nucleotides long. The record is from the annotation of a GenBank genome assembly. NCBI's taxonomy places the organism in Eukaryota, Metazoa, Arthropoda, Insecta, Lepidoptera, Papilionidae.
AUGUUCACCUUAAAAUCAUUAUAUUUGUUCCAGCCUCAACGCAAAAAUGGGCCGAAGCUUGCAAGAGUUGCACGGGAAGAAGCGCGACCUACAGCGCCUACGUCGAAACAAAAUUCUACUAUUCAAUUUAUACAGGGUGGAUGCGACGUAAUGUCGUGUGGCGAGGAAGCCGCCUGUAUCCAGUUCAACAGCACACUUCAUUAUUGCGUGUGCACAUCGAACGCCGAGCCGGCCAAGGAGGACUUGAAGUGUCCUCGAAGCAUCGUACCAUUGAGUCCAAUUGCCAUCCAUAACAUCAUCCCACCAUUAACAUCGAACUCUUCAACCGAUGGAAGAUAUGCUCCUCUGCCGCCUACACAAGUACCAAAAUCCCUGGUCAGUAGUGAAGUCUUCUCAGAGACAACAGUUGGUAACACAUCUGUUGUCAGACCUGGAGGCAAUGUGGGCACUAGCGAAUAUAUUCUGAUUGGCGUAAUGUCAGGUGGAGCCGUACUCCUCUUUCUAGUAGCCUCAGCAAUAUUUCUCUACCUGAGAAGACGCAUUUGCGCCGUCGAUGGAAAAGUACAACCGCGUAUUCGACCAGGAGAGCCUCUGCUUGCUGAGCGGUAUAUAACGAACCCACAGUACGGUGUGUGCGGCGGGGGUGCUCUGGCCGUACCAGCCAAUGGCACUCUUGGGCCACGCCACACAACUGAUACCAACGAGCCUGAAGUACCGCUACUAGAUAGAAAAGCGUUGACUUUCCUAGAAGAGGUUGGAGAAGGAUGCUUUGGAAAAGUCCAUAAAGGAGUUUUACGAACUAGCAGCGGAGAACAAGUUGUAGCUAUAAAAGUGUUGAAAGAAAGCGCAGGCCGAAGCGCUGAGGAGGACUUCGCGAGAGAAGUGUCCAUUAUGUCCGCGUUCAGACAUCCCAAUAUAUUAACUCUUGUUGGAGUUGUGUACAGAGAUGAUAUAAGCGCAAGUCCAUGGAUGGUCUUCGAAUAUAUGGAAUGGGGAGAUUUAGCGGGAGUUUUACGGGGUUCUCGAGGUGGCGGGAGGUCGGGGCCGAUACUAGAUAAACCAGCCUUGCUGCACGUUGCUUUGCAAGUGGCUCUUGGUAUGCAGUAUCUUGCAGCGCGUCGAUUCGUGCAUAGAGACCUCGCAGCACGAAACUGCUUGGUUGGUGCUAAUCUUGCGGUUAAAAUAGCUGAUUUCGGUAUGUCCCGUGAUGUUUACACGUGCGAUUACUAUAAAAUGGGUGGUGAACGCCCUAUGCCAGUGCGAUGGAUGUCUCCGGAGAGCAUUGUGUACGCACGAUUUACACACGAAUCUGAUGUUUGGUCAUACGGCGUUGUACUUUGGGAAAUAUACAGCCGUGGCAAACAACCAUUCUACGGUCAUAAUAAUGACGAAGCUUCAAAACUAAUUUUAAAUGGUAUAGUUCUGGUGCCACCAGAAGAUUGUCCUAUAUUCGCAUGCGAAUUAAUGCGCGCUUGCUGGGAAGAAGAUCCACGCAACAGAAUCGGAUUCGAUGAAAUAUGCCGUAAGCUUAAGGCGGCAGCGGAAGCCGGGGGAUCUACUACUCAAAUGCGUUUGCCGAGACCACCCGCUCCGCCUCAGGACUCUUUUGGAUAUCUAAUACCCGCAAGAAAUCCCCCCGUUGACUACUUAAAGCCGUUGCCGGACCCCGACCCGGAAUCUGAUUUCAGCGAGGAUGAAGAAGAUGAAGAGGAAUACACUUGA